AAGAAAUAUUUUCUAGAGCUCAUUUGAAUUCUUUUAUUGUUGAAACUAUUAAAUCUACAUCUUAUGCCUAAUUACUUUUUUACACUUGUAUAUUUUUACAACACUGAGUAUUUAUGUUCUUGAUAUUUUAGCUGACCUCUGCAAACCGGUUGGUUGGCUGCAUUUUCUUCGCCAAGGAAACUCUGAACCCGAAACAUCAGAGCAACGAAAAGCAAGUAGGGAAACUUUUACGAACAUAUUUAGCCGUAUUGUAUGCAGCGCCACGCACUGGAUGAUUCUCGAAGACUGGCUGACUCUGUUCGUUCGCUUAUUCCCAACAGUGUACAUUUGGUAAAAUAUUGUUUUGGCAAUUAAUACCAAACGUUACCGGGCAUUGUGGCCAUCGGCAAAACGGAACGUUAGCAACAUGGUCCAGAGAUUGGAGUUCGUUGGCUGCCAAUAGGACAGCUUGGAGAAUCGCCCGUUUUGGUGUCGGUAUAAUGAUUGUAGUGGUUUCAGCUAAUAGCAUACGUAGGUUAUUCAAGUAUUUGUACUGAAAGCUGUUGCAGUUUUGGCAGGGUAGCGAUUGUCCUUUAAUCCAGAAAGGAGGCUAUACAGCACAGGGCAGGAUUAACCGGAUUUGUUCCGUUGGAGAUCUUAAAAUUUGCACAGGGUUGUGCACAGCAUUAUCACAAAAACUAUCAAGUUAGAUUUUUUACUACAUUUUCAGAAGUUCUAUGAUCUUAAUUUAUAUUUUUUAUUUACACAAUAGAAUGCAUAAAACACUUUUUUCCCUGUAACUAAACUACGAUCCGUGAUCGAUGAUCAACCGUUAUAAUCAAAUAGUGAAUUUUGUUUUCGGUAUUUUGCUCAAAACAAGAGAAACAUUGAUUUAAUGAUAGCAUACACUGUACAAUCACGACAGUAGCAUUCGUUGUGCAUAUAAACCAGUUUGGAAGUUUUUGGUGAACUAUGAAUUAUGAACCAGACAGACACUCCUGGUGCUCAUAGGUAACGCAAUGCGAUGCUGCGAUUAAAAUCUGGAUCCACUUUUGGUUCAUCUUCUUCGGAAGAAAUAACUUUCAGUUGAGUUUUGGAUGCUCCAGUGAUUAGACAGUAUCAAAUAGAGACAAAAAACACACUCGGAACACUUUCCGAGCUAGUGCAAGAAUAGAGAUAUUUAAUUACAGUUUAGUUUCGAAAAUGACGAGAUUUGUGUACGCAACAGUGCUGGUAGUUUUCGUGGCGAUCGGUAGUAUACAGUGUGAGGAACAGAGUAAGUCAAACAACUUGAAAGGUAAGUAAUUUAGAUUUUUUUUAAUUCAAUCGUAGGAUAAGAUUUAAUGUAAAAAAAAUACUUAGUGGAUGCAUGUCUGUGUGUCAGUUGUCUCCCUUUUCCUUGUCAGCAAAACGAACUAAAUCCGUUUUUUCUCGCUUGGGAUCCAUAACUAUGACGUCUUCUAUAUUUUCCAUAAAUAAAAAAUGACGAACCAAUAUUUUUUGGAUAUAUUGAGUGCAGGUUUUGAAGCGUACAGGCAAUUCGUAUCAAUACGGUAUAUUAUCCUUAGGAGUUGAAAUAUUGCCAAACUCGUUUCUACAAAUUCCUUCAAUGAUUUAUUCCUGUUUACGUAACUGAUUUUUAGUAUGAAUGGUACCGUAAAACGGGGUAACUUUGAUAGUUUUUAGGAAGAAAAUCUGAAAAUAUUUGCAUCCAUUUUGAUUUAUUUUUUUUAUAUUUUUACAUAAGUUAUUAAUUGGAAUUGAAGGAUUGCAUAUCGAUUCUCUUUGAAUGGACCGAUAUUUUUUCAUAUAAUUGAAAUUCUUUAAGGUGAUAAUGGUUUUAAGGUUUUAGGGUGAUAUUGUUGCGCACAGUAGCGCAUAUCAAAUUUAAACAAUCAUUGCAAUACUCAAUUCAACAGCUAGAAUUUUGAGGAAACUGUACAAUAUGUAUAAUGACUAGAUGUGAAUCCGCGUUGCUAAGAUGGAGGUGCGAAUAAUUAGGAAUCAAUUGUUUCCCUAGAUUAAUCCAUCGAAUUUGUAGGUAGUUUUAGGUAUUCUUGUAAACAUAUUUUUAUAGCUUUGUAGCUGACCAUAGACAAAAGCACUUGGCUUUUUUUACUGCUGAAAGGGCCGAUGUCUUCAUGUACCUUCCGCAAUCGCAAUAGGUAUGCAAAUAAUGAUCGUAUCGUAAUGAUAAAAUCUCCUUGAUUCUUAAUAUUUGAAUAUAAAGCUUCAAAUGUUCUCGAUUCCAACAAAAAUAGUUCUGACAUGAAAUUAAAUACUAAUAUUUACUCUUCACUUUUGCGUUCGUUUUGCUCAACUGAUUAACAGAAAUCAUGUCAUUGUGUAUAGUAUUUUAUGUGUCCCCCACUAUCCCCCCAGUUACCCACAUUAUCAAAGAUACCUCAUUCAACGGUACUUAUGAUUCUAAUUGAUAUCGAUUCUAUUCUAUCUUAUUGACGAUUGUCCCAUGAAUCCGGAACUAUCAUGAAGAAAGAAGUGUUUCAUUGUACUUCCGCAUUUAUUUAACGAUUGUCAUUGCAACAGCGUGGCGCAAAGAAGAAUCGAUGAAACAGGUUCUUCUUAGGGCCGGCACGAAAUUUAUCUGCGUUUUCCAUAUACAAAAAGGUAUUAGUCAUUCGGUCAAACCGGCUCUUGACGAGAGUCGCAGAUUUUGAUAGUUGACUAGUGCAACUAGGUUACCGGCGUCACGUAUUCUGGAGCUUUCACGUUGUAUUGCAGGUUUCUUUAAAUUAUGUUCUUGUAUCGUUACAGAUGUAUCUAUGGUAGAUAAUGCGAUAAGAUUGACGGCUGAUGUUGAGUCAUUUCUUGCGAUGCAUGGAAUCGGUACAGCAACGGAGAAGCAUACGAUACAGAAAAGGCAACUGGGUGGACUCGUCUCGUCUAGCGCACAAGCACAGACAAGCGUCGUAAAUCAUCGACCCGGUAUACUCGGAUUAGGAUUAGGAUCUAGGGUGGCCAAUUCCGGUGUGGAUACAGUUUUGGGCAGGCUUGCUGGUGGUCGACUCGGAGUAUCUGCAGUCAACUCUGCGGCCCAUGCAGCUCAGGUGGGAGAUGCAGGAAUUACGGGUAUCAGCGGACUCGUUUCGUCUAGCGCUCAAGCAAAUGCCGUGAAUCACCGACCAGGUUUACUUGGGUUAGGAUUAGGAUCGAGGGUAGCCAAUUCCGGCGUCCAGUCUCUUUUGGGCAGGUUGCCAGGCGGUAGACUUGGAGUAUCUGCAGCCAACUCGGCGGCCCAGGGAUUCCAGUUGGGACCGGGAGGAUUAUCGGGCGUAGCCGCACAAUCUGGAAGUCAGAGCCUAUCUUUAGGAAACCGUCGGAUAAACAUUGCUCAUAGCAAUGGCUUUUCGUUAGAGAACGGAAUACCGAGUCUAUCUCGUGGAAGUUCGUUAAGCUUGAUUUGAAUUAAGCAGCUCAUCUAAACAAUAAUUAGAACUAAUAGGUCUUAACAUGUA
Molecule: messenger RNA, 3455 nt
Organism: Aedes aegypti (yellow fever mosquito)
Lineage: Eukaryota; Metazoa; Arthropoda; Insecta; Diptera; Culicidae
Exons: 5
Coding region: 2763-3404 (213 amino acids)
Source: RefSeq, a predicted model, not a curated record